GCUACAUCAUCCCUCUCUUGUAACCCAAUCUCUCCUCAGCUCCUCUCUCCUUUCCCUCCUAUUCGUUCAUCAUGGCGCCUGGUGCCUCUUUGCUGACCAAGCUCAAGGUCCAGCUCAAGCUCACCAUCGCGCGCCUCCGCAUGGUUCAGCAGCGAGAUGAGCAGCUCGGCAAGACCCAGCGGAGGGCCAUGGCCCAGCUCCUCGAGGCCGGCAAGAUCGACUCGGCCCGCAUCCGCGUCGAGAACAUCAUCCGAUCCGACAUCACCAGCGAGCUACACGAGAUGCUCGAGCUUUACUGCGAACUACUGCUUGCGCGCGCGGGGCUUAUGGAGGGACACACGGUCGACCCAGGAUUGGAGGAGGCUAUCCAGAGUCUGAUCUACGCUGCGCCCAAGACGGAGAUUAAAGAGCUCGGAACGGUGAGGACGCUGCUGGCUGAGAAGUAUGGCAAGGAAUACGUCUUGUCGGCCACGGAGAACACAGAAGGCAAGGUCAACGAGAAGGUGGUCAAGAAGCUCAGCGUCACGCCCCCUCGGGAGGAGCUUGUGGUUGGGUACCUGGAGGAGAUUGCCAAGGCUUACGGCGUCGACUGGCCCAAGCGGGAGACGGUCUCGCCACCCCCAGAGCUCCUCGAUGACGACGACGAAGCAGCAGACGACGAAGACAAGCCUUCGGGUGGACAGAAGCAAAAGGUCCUCGAGGCGCCUCUGGCAGCAGAACCCAAGGAUCCAGUCCUAAACACACCAGUCAAGAAGCUCAGCGGCGGAGGUCCUACUAGCCCACUGACGGUGACGCCGCCCCGGAUGACGACGGACAACGUGCAUCCAAAGGUGACUCUGGGAUCUGUGGAGCUGAAACCGAGCAAGAAGGCCGAGGCGGCGUCGCGGAAGGAGCCUGAGGGAUCGAUCCCAGAUCUCGGAGACUUGGAGAGGAGGUUUGCGGCGUUGAAGAAGCGGUGACGUGGGAUGUGUUGUUUCUUGAUUUUGUAUGGCACUAUGGAGUUUCGCUUUGAAGAGAUUAUUGAUUUAAGCAGAACUUUGGAUGUGUAAUGUCAGCUUUGAGUGUGUCUUGGCUUGAUUUGAGUGAGGAACCUCUAAGCCAGAGGGUCGGGGGUUAC
Messenger RNA from Fusarium vanettenii 77-13-4, 1117 nucleotides. RefSeq lists its product as uncharacterized. The transcript has 2 exons. Bases 72 to 959 code for a protein of 295 amino acids. The record is from RefSeq and is a predicted model, not a curated record. Gene Ontology annotation, biological process: protein transport. Lineage: Eukaryota; Fungi; Ascomycota; Sordariomycetes; Hypocreales; Nectriaceae.